AUGAUUACGACCCGGAAACGCCAAACCCGAUACCUCGCGACCAUGGAAUUAGAUGCUAAAGACGAUUGGCAGGAGGCCCCGAAUUACUACUGGGAACGGGUCAAGCCGGCACGCAAUCGCACACGCGGAAUCCCACCAAGUAGCAUGAAGCCGGGGACGAAGGGAUCGACACCGUUGGCCACGCAGCGGCGAGAUGUCCCCGCUCGUCUUGAGAAGCGCUCCAAAGCGAAAAAGCUGAUGUUCGAAUGUAAGGAUAAGGGUGGUAAGCAUAAGGUUAAAUACACCCGCUCGGUAUACCUUGGGAACACUCAACCGGACCUUAUGUCCGCCGCGGCUAGGCAGGCUGUUGACCUUGUCCAAAGAGAUAUGUGUGUAGACACGCAUGUUCACGAGAGGCCAUUACGGGAACGCAAGAAAAUCCAUAUCACUAUCGCGGUGUUCCGCUACCAGAACUUGCCCAAAUCCCGGGAACGCUUCCAGAUGGUCUUUGAUGGCAUUGCAACCGAUCUCGAAUGGACUUCCAAAGCAUGCGAGGACGCCGAUAAAAAGGAUGUUAAUUUGGAGGAUUGCUGGUGUAGGUUCUUUCAGGAUCAUACUGGUCGUAUUGUGAAAGCGGUUAUCGAUGAGAUGAGGCAGAAACGGCAUCCAUCGAAGAAUCUCAAUGAUAAGAAGUGA
Molecule: messenger RNA, 675 nt
Organism: Aspergillus tanneri
Lineage: Eukaryota; Fungi; Ascomycota; Eurotiomycetes; Eurotiales; Aspergillaceae
Exons: 3
Coding region: 1-675 (224 amino acids)
Source: RefSeq, a predicted model, not a curated record